AUGGAGCAGCGAGCGGGGCCACCAGAGCCGAGACCUGCAGGACCCACCACGCACCUGCAGCCCAAGGAGGGGACACUGUGGGGGCUCCUCGCCAUCUUCUCGCUGCUGGCUGGGCUGGCUGCGGGGGACAACGUGACGACGGGUGGCCCGGGCACCGUGGAGCUGGCAGAGGACCUGCUGCUGCGUGCCGAGCGCUCACCGCCAGGUGCCAGCAAAGCCAAGAAGGGGGUGCGGAAACCCUCACGGGGGGCCCGUGGGCGCAACUGCCACAUUCGCAACCUGAUGGUGAAGGUGCGUGACCUGGGCCUGGGCUUCAACUCAGAUGAGAUCGUGCUCUUCAAGUACUGCAGUGGGUCCUGCCACCGGGCGCGCAGCAACUACGACCUGACCCUGGGCAACCUGCUGCGGCAGCAGCUCAUCACCCCAGGGCCACAGGAGCGGGUUCUCAGUCACCCCUGCUGCCGGCCCACCCGCUAUGAGGCUGUCUCCUUCAUGGACGUGCAGAACACGUGGCAGACGGUGGAGAAGCUCUCGGCGGCCGAGUGCAGCUGCAUCGGCUGA
This is a messenger RNA of Pygoscelis adeliae (Adelie penguin), 561 nucleotides long. RefSeq names its product artemin (gene ARTN). The coding region runs from base 1 to 561 and encodes 186 amino acids. The transcript has 3 exons. NCBI's taxonomy places the organism in Eukaryota, Metazoa, Chordata, Aves, Sphenisciformes, Spheniscidae. The record is from RefSeq and is a predicted model, not a curated record. Gene Ontology annotation, molecular function: receptor tyrosine kinase binding; growth factor activity; glial cell-derived neurotrophic factor receptor binding.